Polypterus senegalus (gray bichir) is the source of this 5759-nucleotide messenger RNA. It is a transcript of the gene elovl4a, whose product is annotated as ELOVL fatty acid elongase 4a. The transcript has 7 exons. Gene Ontology annotation, molecular function: fatty acid elongase activity. Lineage: Eukaryota; Metazoa; Chordata; Cladistia; Polypteriformes; Polypteridae. The record is from RefSeq and is a predicted model, not a curated record. Gene Ontology annotation, biological process: fatty acid elongation, polyunsaturated fatty acid; fatty acid elongation, saturated fatty acid; fatty acid elongation, monounsaturated fatty acid. The coding region runs from base 347 to 1273 and encodes 308 amino acids. Gene Ontology annotation, cellular component: endoplasmic reticulum; endoplasmic reticulum membrane.
CGCUUUCUUUUCGCUUGCCAUUCGCCUACUCCGUCAAGCUCUCUUGCCUCGGGAGCAGUAAAUCCUCCACUGUCGGAUCUGAAAGAGACAGUGUCGGCUUGGCUUUUUCCCCCUCCUCUUUUUAUCUCUUACUCUGCAGAACGACGGUCACAUGGUCCGAAAUAAACGGUUCGCCAAUCUUGUCUUAUUUUUAUUAGUUUUCUGAAUUCUAUUUUUAUUUUUAACACGGGAGAAGAUUGUAUUUUGAAUAUUGUGAUUUUUUUUACACUGACCUUGCGUUGAAUGUCAUAAGGAGAUCUUCUGAUUCCUGCCAGGCCUUACUCUAAUAGUUUGUGUGGUUGAAGCCAUGGAUGUUGUCAGUCAUUUCAUUAAUGACACAUUUGAGUUCUACAAAUGGAGCCUUACUAUAGCAGACAAGAGGGUAGAAAACUGGCCCAUGAUGCAGUCCCCCCUGCCCACUUUAGCAAUUAGUUCUCUGUACCUCCUUUUCUUAUGGCUGGGCCCAAAGUGGAUGCGGAACCAAGAACCCUUUCAGCUACGUUCCGUACUCAUUAUUUACAACUUUGGGAUGGUCAUUCUGAACUUCUUCAUCUUCAAAGAGCUCUUCUUAGCUGCCAGAGCUGCAGGGUACAGCUAUAUCUGCCAGCCGGUAGACUACUCAGAAGAUGUCAACGAAGUCAGGAUUGCUGGUGCCUUGUGGUGGUACUAUGUGUCCAAAGGUGUGGAGUAUUUGGAUACAGUGUUUUUCAUCCUGAGGAAGAAAUUUAAUCAGGUCAGCUUCCUUCACGUCUAUCACCACUGCACAAUGUUCACCCUCUGGUGGAUUGGAAUCAAGUGGGUUGCUGGAGGACAAUCCUUCUUUGGAGCCCACAUGAACGCUCUCAUUCAUGUCAUCAUGUACUUGUACUAUGGCCUGGCAGCAUUCGGCCCACAAAUCCAAAAAUACUUGUGGUGGAAGAAAUAUCUGACCAUCAUUCAAAUGAUUCAGUUCCAUGUCACCAUCGGCCACACAGCUCUGUCCCUCUACAUUGACUGUCCUUUCCCGAAGUGGAUGCACUGGGCUCUGAUUGCCUACGCAGUAACCUUCAUCGUCCUUUUCGGUAACUUCUACUAUCGGACCUACAGACAUCCAAAGAAGCCAUCUUCUUCCAGGGCUGGGAAGGUUGCUGCCAAUGGCACUGUGGUGCAUACAAAUGGAGUUAGCAAGUUAGAGAGCAAGAUGGCGGUGGAAAACAGCAAAAAAAAGAAAAAGGGCAAAGCCAAGCGGGAAUAAAAUGGGGGAGCUGGCCUUACCGAUGCAAGUGGCUUUAGAAUUAAGGAAGGUGUGAAAGGAGAUGGGGUCAACCACACCCUGAGCAGAGAUCUUUCUGGCUUUUUUUAGAAGAAAGCUGUUUUUCUAAUGACCAGAAAAUGGCACAUCACCAAAUAAGUAAUUGAAAAUUUAAAAAAGAAAAAAAAAUGGAAAUUUGAGGUCUCCGGCCAGUUGAGCUGGCUUUGUUUUGAUGGCUGUAGCUUGUAAAGGAGCGUUUUAGAAAGCUGGGGAGGUUGUAAAGGUGACUCCUUUUAUGGAUUGAAAGCUAAUUAUGCAUUUUAUGUAAGGUUAACCAAAAGAAUAAUACUAUGCUUAUAUUUUAUGAGAAUUAAGUAUAUCUGUUGUUGUUUAUUUGGAAAUGUAAUGUUACAAUUUGUUACUAUUCAGAAUUCUUGUAUCCCCACUUUUAUUUAUAAUUCAGUAUUAUUAUGAGACUGGGUGAGCCCGAGCUGUAAUGAGGUGAGCUGUAACGUUUAGCGAGUAAAGCCUAGUCGACCAAUUCUGACAUCUCCAUGAAUUCCACGGUUGACCCCGGGCUGUGUCUUCACACACCUUUUAAGCUACAGCUGGACAUUGACCUUCACUGCUGUUCUUGUGGACAUUCGCUCCCAAAUGUUUCUCUUUAGCCCUUUGUUACUCUCUUCACUGUCUCUUUGCUCAUUUUCAGUCUGUGCCCACCGUGUAGAAUACUGGGGUGUCUCAGUUGUGAAGGUUCAUCUACUGUUUAAUUUACACAUUUAUUUUUGAUAAUACUAACUUGUUAUUUCCCCCUAAACUUCUACAACAUUUGGGACGUGGCCUUGUCCAGGCACUCAUAAGCACACUGAUCACACAAUGCCAGCUUCAUUUGCCAGGCGAUAAAUACGCACAUCGGUCUUGAUGGAAGUGUGUUGUCAAAGAGCAGCCGGUUAGGUGGGCCACCCUUUUAUAAACUUGAGGGGGAUUUUAUGAUGAGGUGAAAGCGCACAACAUCGUUCUCGUUGCUAUUAUUAACAUCACAUUGUUCUAUUCCAGUCAUUGGGAUACAUGGCUCCUUAACAAUUUUAAAGUUCUUAAUAUGACUAUACUAUUAUUAUUAUUGGUUGGGUUUUCUGAGCUGUUUAAAUUGUGGUGGGUGGGUGACGUCUUAAAGAUUCAUAGUGACAUCUUACAUGUAGGAAGACUUAUCAUUUUUGAAUCGCCUUUGAGAGUUCUUGAUUGCUACAGCAGCAUUUCCCAGUGGUCCCUGCUAGAAUUACUGGAUGAGCACAAUGGUGUGAACGUGUUCAACUUCCACAGCAAAAUCAGCCUGGACUUAAGGCUCUUGGAAUUGUGAAAAUAGCGGAGGACGGUGUGACAGUUGACCACUCGCACAAUGGACACCGCACAGAAUCAGCCAGGCCGCAGUGGCGAGGGCCCCAUAGCAGAGCCUACGGAUGUGAUUUGUGAGCUCAAAUGCCAGUUCCCUUUUUAAGAAUUAAUUCAGCAACUCAGGAUGGGAAGUGUGAAGAUGCUUGCUUGCCUCCUUAUCACUUAUCACAGUGAUAUACUGAAGAGAGUUCCACCCUCACCAGUUCAUUUCAGUAACACCAUGAGCACAUGCUUAUGAUGACCCACCAUGGUGUCCAUCCACCAAUGUGCUUAUCGACUACUGAAGGAUGUUGGUCGAGUUGGCCAUCCUGGGUUUGUUGGUGCCCUUAGAUCCUGAUGGGCAUUAGCUGUAAUGCCAACCACUAAAAACUUUUAAGAUCAACCACUGAGCUGGCAAGUUGUCUGGUGGUAUCUCUUACAGGGCGCUUGUGCCACUGUGCAGAUGGGAUUUCUUGGCUAUUAGACUUUGUGUUUUGUCUAGAUAUCCCUCUAUCUACUUUUUGUUUGUAUUUAGUGAAAGUGGAAUGUUUCUUUGAAGAUUAAGAAUUAUCUGGUCAUACGUGGCCACGUUGUGCAUAGUCUUUACUUCCCCAGGAAUGAUGUACGCUGCGAACUGUAGAUUAUCCCCAUUGAAAAGCCUAAUGCACCGUCAACAUUUAUAUACACGAAUAUCCAAGUCAGCAAACAAGUACAGCAUGGAGGAGACUUUAUGCAGUUCAUUUAAAGAGCUUUACUGAAAAGUUCACUAAUCAAAAUGGCCUACUCUAUGCUGUUGUUGGUGUUAAUCCAAAAAUAAUAAUAAAUGUGAUCUAAAUAACAGAGGAAAGACCGCUGGGAGUCUGGCGAGAUGUCAAAGAUGACAAAAGACAUGUGGAGACUGAAGGUUAAACUGCGAUCGACAGGACGCUUGCUGACAUCCAAGAUGUCCACACGAAGCUCCCUGAAGCCGACACGUCUAUGCAGUGACCAUGAAGACCGGCGCCCAUGGGAAUCCUGAAAGUUAUACAGUGCUACAACUUUGACAGGCUGAGCAAUUACUAGUAGACUGCCAGACAAAUGUCCUGCAGAAGUUAAAGCUUUUGCAAUAUUUUUUCUGAAAUAUUAAUAUAAAAUGUCAACCAUAUCAACUGUGUGGAUUUCAAGAGUUUGAAAGUGGCCAGUGAUUUAAGACCGUGGCCUUGGUCAACUGCUCAUAUGACCAAAGAUCCCAAUGAAACGGCACUGGUGGGGUGCCGUUUCUUGGCUGUUGUAAAUUUCUUGUUCAACUCGAGCACAGCAUUAGUGUCAUUAGUGGAUGUUCGCUGUGACUCCUGUCAUGAAUUCUCUUGACAGCAUCCCCGUGACAAAUACAGUCAGAUUUCUUUUUUUUUUUUUUUUAAAGUAGACAGGUUAAUCUGAAAUUUUAUGUCACAUUGUGCUUCUCUCCAAUGUUGGCCAGUUAUGUCUCUUAAGAAGAAACGGAAACAAGUGCUGAGCUCUUUAGACCACCCUGUAGGUUUUCGAUUUUUGUCUGUAGAGCAACCACCUUAAAAAUCAUCAGAAACAUGGAGAGUAACUUGGGGUAUUUGGUACAAGACAAGGAUAUUCUCUGGAGGGUUAUUGUGUCAGAACUGUGGAUUACAGAAAUAACAUAGCACAGCAAAGCAGUUGUGUUUGUUCUUUCAUUUGCUAUACCUACCCUACAUGUCUUUUUUUACUUUGACAAACCAAACUGACCUCUACACAUUAGCCACACUCCACAUGGGGGUCCCCACCACAGUCCAACCUUACAUUUACUUCUUCUUGUAUACUCACAGUUAAUCCUGAGUCUGAUAAUGGCCACCUCAGCAGUGCAGAUGACAACAUUAAAAGCUGGAUUUGCUAGUGGAAAUUCUGCAGCAUCCAGACCUGAAGGUAUAGUUAAAGCAAACAAGAGGUCAGGAAAUCAAUAUGUUCAAAGGAAAUGUCAAAAACCUCAAGCGUCAGGGUGAAAAUGAAAUACACGGGUACACAAAGGAAAGUUAAUGGGGGUAACAAUUUAAAUAAAUGGAGGAACACAACGUUAAAAAGGCAAGGAGGGAAAAGACUGAACAACUACAAGUGGCAGGUGCACAUCCAGAGGGAAUUUAUAGAUGUAGGCAAAGUAGGUGGACCGUAUGCACGCUGCCAGUACACGGGAUCGGUUCGGCUGAUGUUGAUGAGCUGUCAGAUGUCCCCACCUCCUACAAAGUGUUGUUACAUCUACUUAAAGCAACAGAACGAUCUCCUGGAGAUUGUCUAGUCGGACCUGCUAUUGAGCAAGAAGCACAUGCAGAAUUGUAACACGGAGAUGAGUCGGUCAGCUAUCAGUAACACUGAGGCCCAGCUUUGGUCAGCAGUGCACUAAAAUCACGUGGACAGGGAAAAAGGAGAGUGUGUGGGCACUGGUGAGCACAAGAAAGUCCAUCACACUGGGACAAGUUCAAGUGACAGCCAUUCAUCAAUUUUUCUCAUUAAUAUUUAUGCAAGGUGGAGAAGGCGGCUUUCUCGUUUUGAGUUGGAGGAGCUAAAGGAGGAGUAAAGUGGAGAACGCCGGGCCCAAAUCACCGAGCUUGAAAGCACCGUGGAGUUCCAUUUUCUUCCCUGCUUCCCAACAUAUUUCACAUGCACGAAAAUCUUUUAACAAAAAAACAAAAGACAAAUGAUUUUUGUCGUUGUUUUGUUGUAGACUGCCUGCCUAUUGUUCCACAUCCAUUGUAAGAAGGGCACCAUGUUGAAGUUGCUACUAGCAAAUCUGCUGUUUUCUUAUGCUUGUUUUAUAGGAUUCAAAUACUUUUCUGUUUCACUUUCUUCCACUCUUAUUCAGAGCAAAUCUUAAUCGCUGGUCCAAAUAUGAACAAGGAUUCCAGACAGACAAGAAAUGCAGCCAUGUUUGUUCUGUUUUGUCAUGUAUUCUUUGUGUGACUAAAUUCCAAUUAUUAAUUCCUAUAAUGUCCUAAAAAUAUUUUACUCUUGUUCAUAAUUAAGAUGUUCAUCGGUUUCAAGAAUGGGCUGUCAGUGUUGUCCGCCAUUCUUCUGUAUAAUAAACCCUGGAUUCUCACUCAAACUACUGAGUAAAUAAAAAGAAUGCUGAUGUAAA